Messenger RNA from Kluyveromyces lactis, 621 nucleotides. RefSeq lists its product as uncharacterized. The record is from RefSeq and is a predicted model, not a curated record. Lineage: Eukaryota; Fungi; Ascomycota; Saccharomycetes; Saccharomycetales; Saccharomycetaceae. Bases 1 to 621 code for a protein of 206 amino acids. The transcript has a single exon.
AUGGCACACGCAACCUCUUACAAUGUCUUCAUGUUGCCAGAUUUAGAGGCAUACGUCCAUGGGAUCAAAUUCAAGAGCAAAUUGAAGAAAUGGAGCAAAUCACAGGGGUUCAAAGACCUUUCACCUGAUAACUUAAAGGAAUGGUGCACGGAUAGUUUUGUACUCGAUUCCUUGUUAAAGGUGAACAGGUAUAAAUCCAGUCCUAUAAAUUCACCAAUUUCACCAUUGACUCCGGAUAUCUCAUCAAUGGCGUGGAAGGUCCCUCCUUGUAGAGGUAAUCUCUUGGAUGACUACAAGCAGUCAUCUACUUACAAAUACAGAGAUUUUAAGAAAUAUUAUCACAAUAGUGACGAUUCUCUGAAUGACAAUUUUAAUCAUCGGAGGACCAAAUUCAAAAGAUUUUGGCACAAGAUAAAGGGACAUAAAAACGAGACUUUUGCAAAUAGUUAUAAAAGCAGUGAAGUAUCUACAAGGCAGAAUCGUUCCAUGAAACUAACUACUACGAAAGUACUUCAACCAACCGGUUGUAAAAAUGGAGAUGAUCAUAAGAAUCAAUCUUUGCUGUACAAUCGAAAGUGCAAGGGCUCAACAAAUGUGUUGAGAUUACUUGAACUAAUAUAA